Messenger RNA from Chrysoperla carnea, 1743 nucleotides. Its product is annotated as myoneurin-like. The coding region runs from base 1 to 1743 and encodes 580 amino acids. Gene Ontology annotation, biological process: regulation of transcription by RNA polymerase II. NCBI's taxonomy places the organism in Eukaryota, Metazoa, Arthropoda, Insecta, Neuroptera, Chrysopidae. Gene Ontology annotation, molecular function: DNA-binding transcription factor activity; RNA polymerase II cis-regulatory region sequence-specific DNA binding. The record is from RefSeq and is a predicted model, not a curated record. The transcript is spliced from 3 exons.
AUGACCCUACAAAUUAUACCAUUACAUGAUGUUGAAUAUUCAAUUCCGUUAAUUGUACCAGAAAAAAAGUAUGAAAUUAAUAACGAAUUAGAAAAGGAAAUUAAGCGUGUAUACAUUUUAAAAGAUACAACAUGUAAUUUGAAUCAAAAAACAUAUGUAGAGACCGAAAUCAGUCCACGUGACUUAAUUAAAAUUUUACCAAAAAAUGACAAAAUAAUAAAUGAAACUUCUGAUAAUUCAUCAUUUAUUGGUGAUAAUAUCGAUAAUUCAGAUAAUUUAGUUUUUACGAAUGUAAAUUACACAACCGAUGUUAAAUUACCAACAAUUUUAAUUGCUGACAUAAACAUUGAUCAAAUUGAAAUAGAAAAUAGCGUAAAAAUUGAAACUGAAGAACCUGCAAAAUCAAGCAAAAAACCUAAAACCCAAAUUGUAGCAAACAAUUCAAAAUCAAUAGAUCCAAUAAAAGAACCAAAAGUCUUUAAAUGUACAAUGGAUCAUUGUAACGCACGUAUGAAAAAUGCAAAUAAUUUAGAGUAUCAUUUAAAAUGUCAUAAUAAAACAGAAUUUUUAUGUCCUGAAUGUCCCACAAAUUUUAACGUAUGGAAUAGUUUACGUGGUCAUUUAUGGCGUAAACAUAAAAUCGAUAUUGAGCUAUAUGGUUGUGAUAAAUGCGAUUAUAAAACUUUUAGUUUAAGUCAAUUGAAUAAUAUUCAUAAACGUAUUCACACCGAUAUGAAACCAUUUUUAUGUGAUAUUUGUGCGAAAGCAUUUAAAAAUCCAAAACAAUUACGUACACAUAAAACAAUACACAAACCAAGUUAUAAAAUGUGUAAUUUUGUUUGUGAUCUUUGUAAUCGGCCAUUUGCUUGUCGACGAUUAUUAAAAUUACACGUUGAAGGCGUUCAUCAACAGUUAAAACGAUUCUUAUGUAAUUAUUGUGGAUAUAAAGCUAACUCGAAGAGUGCAGUACAAUUACAUGAAAGAAAGCAUACAGGACAAAAGCCAUACGAGUGUGAAUUUUGUGAUUAUUCCACAACGGAUCAUAAUUCAUUACGACGACAUAAAUCAAAACAUAACGGAGAAUAUUCCUACAGAUGUCCGUAUUGUUCAUAUGCAUGUAUUCAAAGUUCAACGUUUAAAAUUCAUAUCAAAAGUAAACAUCCAAACGUGGAGCAUUCAAUUACAUUUUCAUGUAAAUAUUGUAAUUUUAAAUCGUUACGUAAAGAUAAUUAUUUAGCACAUGUUGCAAAACAUAAUGUACCGCCAACAUUUGUAUCGGAUACAGUUAACGAUCCAUUAGCAGCGACAGCUUCAAAUGAUUUACAAAUUUUAGCGCGUAAUACAAAUAAAAAUAUAAACGUGAUUGAAAAUGCCUUAGUACAGAACGAUACAAAAUUAGAUUUAUACACAAUUCCGUUAUUAAUAAAUUCAUCGAACAAAAAUUUAUUUAUUAAUCAAAAUAAUUGUGUAAUUGAACGAUUAGAUAAUUCAGGAAAUUCAACAGUGAUUGAAGAAAAUGAUGAUAUAAAAUUAACAAAAACUAAAUUAAUACAAUCUUCGAAACAAGCAACGGAUAAUUCGAAAUUUCUAUUUGUUUCAACUAAUGAUUUUAGUAAUAAUUUAGAUAAUAAUACGUAUGUGUUGGAUUCGAAUUUAGUCGUGGAAUCGAAUACUCAAUCGUUCUUAGUGUCAAAUUUAAAUUUACCACCAAAUUGUGGUACAAAUGUUUUGCCAAGUACGUAA